Messenger RNA from Salvia hispanica, 552 nucleotides. The record is from RefSeq and is a predicted model, not a curated record. NCBI's taxonomy places the organism in Eukaryota, Viridiplantae, Streptophyta, Magnoliopsida, Lamiales, Lamiaceae.
AUGGAGAGAAAUCAGAGAAUACUAGGACAGCCAGACAUUGAUGAAGAUAAUGGAGAAGAGAGCAACGUUGUUGAUGAACUGGAUAUGAUAAUGAACGUAAUCAACCGAAAGCUCGUCCCUGAACUUGGGAGGAUAUUAGGGCGUCAAUGGACCAAAAAUGAUCACUUAAGGACGAUGAAAAGAGGGACUCGAGUAGCAGAUGCGGUUAAUCUCGAGAUCGCUCAUCUUGGAGCCACCGGGGCCGUGGCUGAAGAACUCGCCCAAGUUCUUCCCGACUACAUCCGGAUGUUGAGGCACGCAUGGCGGGUUUUCAACGAACGCCACUCAGAACCACUCAAUGAUUACGUUCUCUCUCUAUUUGAGAAGCGUCGUUACACGGAUGAUAAAGAUGAUGGAGAAGAAGAAUGCUGCAUAUGUCUGGAGCAUCUACGCAGAGGACUCGUUGCGACUCUGAGCUGCGGCCAUGAGUUCCACGGGUUCUGUGUAGGGAGGUGGCUCUGCUGUGGCAAGAAUUUCUGCCCCCUCUGCAAAGCUAGGGCUAUUGUGUAUUGA